UGGUAACGUUUCUCUAUGACGCCGGAGAGAGGGAGAGACCGGAAGAGUUGUAGACUAGUAACAGUAGUCAAUGCCAAGUCCAGAGCCUUCAGCAGUCUGUCUGUGACGAUGACUGAAUCAGACUUAUACACGCUGUACAAAGGGGUCUAUAUGCCCAAAUCUUUGCACCCACCUCGCAGCCUGAAGUUCUACGAGGAAUUCACCUUCCGGCCAGAUGAUAUCAUCAUAGUGACAUAUCCCAAGUCAGGGACGACCUGGAUGCAGGAGAUCCUCCCUCUGAUUAUUAGCAGGGGGGACACGACUUCUAUCGAGACGCUCCCAAACUGGGACCGUGUUCCCUGGCUGGAGGAGCAGCGGGCCGUCGUGCUUAACCUGGAUGAAAGGCCGUCCCCACGCCUGUUCGCAACGCACUUCCAAUACAACAUGAUGCCACCCUCUUUCUUUGAAGCGAAGCCAAAGGUGAUCUACGUCAUGAGGAACCCGAAAGACGUGUUUACGUCCUCCUUUCACUUUUAUGGGAUGGCGUCCUUCCUGGUGAACCCAGGCUCGCAGGGCGAAUUCCUCCACAAGUUCCUCGACGGAAAAGUUAUGUUCGGCACCUGGUUCGAUCAUGUGAAGGGCUGGCUGAAUGCCGAGGAUAAGGAGCACAUAAUGUACCUCGCCUAUGAAGAAAUGAUAACAGACCUCAAGGACUCCGUGUCCAGAAUCUCUCGGUUCUUGGGGAAACCUCUGGACGCCGAGGUUGUGGAGAAGAUAGCCGACCGGUGUCUGUUCAAGAACAUGAGGAAGAACAACAUGUCCAACUACUCUGCGGUUCCUCAGGAAUUCAUGGACCAGACAAAGUGCCAGUUCCUUCGGAAAGGGAUUGCCGGAGACUGGAAAAAUCUGUUCACAGUGGCAGAGGCCGAGUACUUUGACGCCGUUUACAAGGACAAAAUGAAGGAUGUCCAGUAUAAAUUUGUGUGGGAUUAAUAAACAGGGAAAGCCCAGACCUUAUGAAAGUCAUAUUGCACAGGCACCUUUUAAUGGUUUGAUUAACUGAAACAGUCUACUAAUGGUCUCCUUGGUAACUCAUUUGUAUGGAGAUGGUGACUUAAUCAUUAUACUGUUACAUAGUUGUCACUAAACCCACACGACAUCACAUUGUGACCUUACAAUUUAGUCAUGAUGCUGCUAUCAGGCAAACAUUAUAAGGUGGAUAUAAGAGCUUUAUCUAUCUAUCUAUCUAUCUAUCUAUCUAUCUAUCUAUCUAUCUAUCUAUCUAUCUAUCUAUCUAUCUAUCUAUCUAUCUAUCUAUCUAUCUAUCUAUCUGUCUGUCUGUCUGUCCAUCUCACCAUAUCACACCAUAUCACACCAUAGCUACAUUCUUGCAGCAUAUACUUCAUUAACCUAGUGUAGCCCACUACAGUGUGUUACUACAGUGUGUUUGCAAAACUUUUGUAUUCGACUUUAAGGUUUUUAAAUCUUCUGCCCUCCCGAACAACAAUCUGAAUACACCUUUCCAUUUUAACAUCGGAGGGACAGACGGUUAUCCUACCAUACACACCCGAUAUAAGAAUGUACUUAUAUAAUAAUAAACACUAAACAAGUUCACUGAGAA
Molecule: messenger RNA, 1600 nt
Organism: Mugil cephalus (flathead mullet)
Lineage: Eukaryota; Metazoa; Chordata; Actinopteri; Mugiliformes; Mugilidae
Product: sulfotransferase 2A1-like
Exons: 6
Coding region: 16-972 (318 amino acids)
Biological process (GO): sulfation
Cellular component (GO): cytoplasm
Molecular function (GO): sulfotransferase activity
Source: RefSeq, a predicted model, not a curated record